AUGUCGGCUGGCGAUGUGCAAAUCACGCUGCCACAGGUUAACCAUCAGAAACAGCCGGGGACGAUCGAACUCAGCAUGACACAUUUGAAAUGGUCGCCAGAUAUGAUAGGCGAAGUCGUCCUCGUCGAAAUUCAAAAAGUCAAAAGACAGAAAAUAUCUCCCGAGGGAAAGUCAAAGGUUCAAAUUCAGCUAGAAUUGACCGAUGGCCGCGCGUUGACUUUUCAUUUUGCCGAUGAUGAUCCGAAAGCGUCCAGAAACAAGGUCAAGACGCACCUUGGAAAGCUCAUGGGAAAAGUUUUGGCGAAGAAGGUCGACAAAAACCUUGAGGAGCGGAAGAGAGUGCUUCAAAACAACCCCAACCUCGUCAAAUUAUAUAAACAGCUCGUCACAACUGGACAAGUGACUGCCGAAGAAUUCUGGAGCUCAAGGGCGCAUAUGCUCGAUUCAAGCCACGAGCAAGAUAUUGGCAUCACAGCUGAUUUCCUUUCAGAAGUAAAGCCACAGUCGGAUGGAACGAACUCUAUCAGAUACAACUUGACGCCAGAAAUCGUCAAGGUCAUUUUCAGAACUUAUCCGGCGGUGAAAAAGAGAUACUUAGAAGUUUGCCCAGCAGAGUUGUCGGAGAAAGACUUUUGGACUCAGGAAAAGUUUUUCCAAUCGCAAUACUUCCACAGAGAAAAACUGGUUGGAGAGAAUGAAACUUCUAUUUUCGCAAAUUGUGACUCGCUGGAAGAUAAGGAGCUCAGUAAUCAAGCUCGCAAUUCACUGGUCAACUUGGAGAGGAUCUUUGACAUGGAUUAUAUGAACGAGUACGCGGAAAACGAAAUCACGCAAAAGCUUAAUGAUAAGAAGCAAAAAGCUGCACUCAGCAAAAAGGAGGCGAAGAAGUUGUUAGUGAAGAGGAUUAAUAACCACGCUACUCAAGUCCUUCAAUCUUGCCAAAAACGAGAAGCAUCCGAAGUUACCAAUGGUGUCCCCGCGAAACGAAUGGCCGACGACGUCCGAGCCCACCUAUCUGAAAAUGUUGAUUUAGUCAAGCAAUCUGAAACCACCGCGGUUCCCUGUACAAUUGUCGACAAAGAUAGCUUCUUCAACUGGGGCGCUGAUGACGAUAAGAAAUCGACGCUCAAUCGAAUGGAUGAGCGACAGCGAAGAAGCUGCCUCAAACAUUUUCAACGAUCAACUGACGAUUACAAGUCAGACAUUCACAACACAAUACGAAAUGCCCAAAAUGAGUUCCCUAAAGUUCUUCUGACCUUGAUGCAGGAACAGCGCCGCGCAAAUAAGUCGGAGUUUUCGACAGAGCUUCCGCCAGAUGAUCUCGUUGAUGCGCUAGAGCUGUUGAAAGAGAUCAUACGACAGUUUUGGAGUUGUUUUCCAUAUAAACCAGAGUUGGAAGAGAAGCUUGAACGAAUGAUGAACAAUAUCAAAGAAUUCGAGAACAAACUCGACGUGAUGGAGGACGAUUACCGGGAGAGAAGCGAGCCUGGACAAAUGAGAGAGAUGGUGAAUGCCUUCCUCGCGCGAUAUGGCGAGUACAACGCCAUGUGCAGCUUCGGCACUGGCAUGAUAGGAACUAUCAUUGGAACUGUCAGCGAUGUCAUCGGACGAAAGAAAGUUCUGGUUGCUAAUAAGAUUGGAUACUUCGUUUCAAUAGUAGUCACAACUUUCAUAACCUACUAUCAUCUUCAUCCAUUCUUCUUCUUGAUUCCUAGUACUAUAUGGAAUCUUGUUGGUGGGUACAGUGUUAUGCUUGGGGUGACUUUUGCAACAGUGACAAGCUACAGUCCUGAUGAGAAACGAUUCUGGUACAUUGUUGCUGCUGAUGUCGGAAUUUCCAUUGCAGGACUUACUGUCACUGGAAUUGGUUAUCUAAUAAAUACCCUCCCCACGGAAAAUUACUGGAUGGUCACAGCCGUCGGCAUCGGUGUCAUGGCAGUUCCCGUCCUCCUCGCAAUUUUCGGAAUGAAAGAAAAUGUCUUACCUCCAGAAAUCGCUGCUUUUGACAAGCUAAAGAAGUGCUUUACUGACAUCAAAGAAAUCUGGUUCCGACGUUCACAUUUAAACAAGUUCCUCUGGUCAAUAGUUCUUGUUCCUGCUCUGGACAAGCUCGUUUCUUUUGGUACGAGCUCGAUUACGAAUCUAUAUCUUCAAUCGGCUCCAUUUGCAUGGGAUCCUGAACAAUUAUCGAUGUAUAUUUCUGCUUCAAGCCUUCUGGGUAUUUUAUCCUUUAUUUUACCUGGCGUUUUCCGCCACUUUGGAAUUUCACACUUCACCAUUAUCUACCUCUCAUUAUUGAUGAACAUCGGGAGCAACAUCAUGUUCGGGAAAGCUACUACGACCGUUAUGAUUAUGUGCACUCUCGGUUUCAACGUGCUAACCGGAAGCUACAUCCCCGUCAUCAGAAACUUGCUCGCUAUGAAUACAGAAAAACAUAAUCAUGGUGCUGUUUUUGCUUUCUUAGCUGCUUUGGAAGCAAACUGCAUAACCGCUGGUGGCCUUCUCUACUCUUAUCUUUACCACGAGUUCCCUGUAGACACAAGCUGGCUUUGGUGGCUUCUAUCUUCUGCCAUCGGCGUUGUUGGCUUCGUUUUUGCCAUAUGUGCCCAUUUUGUUUAUGUCGAAAAGAUCAGAUUUGCUGAAGACCAACGUUGCCUUAUCAAUGAAAUAGACGAUUCUGCUUCUGAGAGCUUUAGCGAGUUCGACGGAGAUCAAACCCCGCUUGACUAA
Molecule: messenger RNA, 2730 nt
Organism: Oikopleura dioica
Lineage: Eukaryota; Metazoa; Chordata; Appendicularia; Copelata; Oikopleuridae
Source: the annotation of a GenBank genome assembly